Molecule: messenger RNA, 877 nt
Organism: Verruconis gallopava
Lineage: Eukaryota; Fungi; Ascomycota; Dothideomycetes; Venturiales; Sympoventuriaceae
Product: imidazoleglycerol-phosphate dehydratase
Exons: 2
Coding region: 64-741 (225 amino acids)
Biological process (GO): L-histidine biosynthetic process
Molecular function (GO): imidazoleglycerol-phosphate dehydratase activity
Source: RefSeq, a predicted model, not a curated record
GUGGGACGUCCGCAACAACAAUCCAAAGCACCGUCAAUUGUCUUACAUACCGCUUUGACGAAGAUGUCGGACGCACGGAGAUACUGUUCUAUAACACGUGACACGAACGAGACGAAGAUCAAGCUGGAGCUGAGCUUAGAUGGAGGGCCCUUGGAGAAUGAGUCCUCCGCGGCUCAGAAUGGAGAUGCGAAAGCACACGCCGCGCAAAGUACAAAAUCACAGGUUAUAGACAUAGACUCAGGGAUUGGUUUUCUGGAUCAUAUGCUUCAUGCAUUGGCAAAGCAUGCCGGGUGGAGUCUUCGAAUACGUUGUAAAGGCGACUUGCACAUUGAUGAUCAUCACACCGCAGAAGAUACAUGCAUAGCCCUCGGAUCCGCUUUCAAGACAGCGCUUGCAAAGAACAACACUGGCCUUGCUCGCUUCGGCUCUGCCUACGCACCUCUUGACGAGGCUCUCUCUCGCGCCGUCAUCGACUUGUCCAACCGCCCUUACAGCGUCAUUAAUCUUGGUCUUAAGCGUGAAAAGAUUGGUGACCUGAGCUGCGAGAUGAUUCCCCACUGCCUGCAGAGCUUUGCUCAGGCAGCCGGUGUAACGCUCCACGUCGACUGCUUGCGAGGAGACAAUGAUCAUCACAGGGCCGAAAGUGCUUUUAAGGCGUUGGCUGUUGCUACGAGGGAAGCUUGCAGCCCACUUAGAGGAAGGGAGGGCGAAGUCAUGAGUACUAAAGGGGUUCUAUACUAGAGGGAACAGCACCGCAGGCAGAAUAAGUAGAGCAUUUGAAUCUGGGAUUUUCAGACGAAUUAAUGAGCACUGAAAAGGCUAAAGCAUCCUCCCUCCACACUGCACUCUUCCCCACGUAGCUGCUGCUUAUCACAAG